AAAGAAAAAUUCUUCUCCAAAUAAUGACAGAAUAGAAGCGAAGCCGUUGGUUUCCCUUACUUUUUUCCCCCAUCAGAUCCUGAAUUACCAUCAGACGGUCCGAUUUUUUUGGAUAUUUUACUCCUACUGUCCUACAAAACACUGCAUAAAGCAUAACCCCUAAUAAAAAAUUGUCUUUUUACUUUUUUCCUUCGCCGUCGCCACAGAAAGAAGUGACACACACAACGCCAAAUCAGUGAUUUCAAUCACCUCAACGCCGUCGAUGUAAGUCACUGAUUUAUAAACCUGAAAGCCCAAAAAAUUUUAAAAAAUAUAUUUAAAAGGAAAAAGAAAAAGAAAAAAUGAAAAUAGAAAAUGGAAUAUUACGCUGACACCAUAAAACCACAGCUCAGCAAAAAGAAGUCCUCUCUCUCUCUCUUUCUUCAAACUUCUCUGAAACAUUACCGAUGUCCACCGCAACCGUCGCCAAAUCCACUUAAGCUGUCGCUGAGUCUGUCAACUUCCUUUUGUGUUGAAAUUAUUAUUGGUUUUUUGUUCCGUACAUGGCGGAGGUGGACGACGUCGUUUCGAAGACGUUCCGAGCUCUUGUCGAGAGCGCGGACCGUAAAUUCGCACGUGUCCGGGACUUCCCGUCAUACGGACGAGCACAAGGCCAACACUUUUUCCAGAAAGUCUUCAAAGCCUACAUGCGGUUAUGGAAAUACCAGCAAGAGCAUCGAACCGAGCUUGUCAAAGCAGGUCUGAACCGGUGGGAGAUUGGCGAGAUCGCCGGUCGGAUUGGCCAGCUGUAUUUCGGCCAGUACAUGAGGACGAGCGAGGCUAGGUUUCUGGUGGAAGCGUAUGUUUUCUAUGAAGCGAUUCUGAAGAGGAGGUAUUUUGAAGGGUGUAAAGUGAAAGAUCUUGGUGUCCGGUUUAAGGAGUUGAGAUUUUUCGCACGGUUUUUACUCGUUUCGUUGAUUUUGAACCGGACCGAGAUGGUGAAAGUUGUCGUCGAAAAGCUCAGAGCUCUUGUUGAUGAUUGCAAGGCUAAUUUUCGGGAAACAAACUUUAAAGAGUGGAAGCUAGUAGUACAAGAAAUUCUCCGCUUUAUGAACGUUGAUACAACUUUUACAAUUACAAGUGCCAGGCCAGUUAGGUACCGUGCUAUUUUUGACUGUCAUCCAAAUUCGGUUCCAUAUGUGGCUCGAUUCCAUGCAAAGAAGGUUCUAAAGUUUCGAGAUGCAAUCCUGAUGAGUUAUCACUGGAAUGAGGUUAAAUUUGCAGAACUUACUCUGGAUGCAUAUAGAAUGCUGCAAUGUUUGGAGUGGGAGCCUAGUGGAUCAUUUUACCAAAAGCAUCCAGCUGAACCGAAGGAGAAUGGUGUUGCAGUUGAUUAUUCUGGAGCUUCUGGACUAAUAGAUAUGAAUUUGUCUGCCGACAUGAUGGAUCCAACUUUACCUCCAAAUCCUAGGAAGGCUAUCCUGUAUCGACCGUCUGUAACACAUUUGAUAGCAGUUAUGGCAACAAUUUCCGAGGAGCUCCCUCCAGAGAGCGUUAUGCUGGUUUAUCUAUCAGCCUCAGGGAAGUCUGGUCAUAGUAAUGCUUCUCCGGUAGAAACUUCAGGAGGAUCUAGGCGAACAACAAAAAACAAGCUUGCUUCUCACAAUUCCCUAGAACAGAAUUUCCCUGCACCUGAAUCCCACAUUAAUGGCAAGAAAGGGUCUAGUGACUAUUAUGAUGAUUAUCUGUGGUUAGGUCCUAAAGGAAAUAGUGGUUCAAGUAACCUUUAUCCUGGUGAUAUAAUUCCUUUCACCCGAAGACCUCUUUUCUUGAUCAUUGAUAGUGACAGCAGCCAUGCAUUCAAGGUCUUACAUGGUGCAGAAAGGGGAGAGAAAGCCGGCCUACUGCUUUCGCCAUUAAGGCCAAUGUUCAAGGACCCAUCUAUUGCUGAUAUUACUCAGAAUGGAAGUCAGUUUACCUUUUUCUUGACUGCUCCUCUACAAGCAUUCUGCCAAAUGGUUGGCUUCUCCUUGACUGAUAGUGAUACGGAAGUUCUAAAUAGUGCUGAAAACUUACUAUCUACUGCUUUCUCCAAGUGGGAAGUGAUUCUCUGCAAAUCACCUAGCCUGGAUCUGGUUUGGGCGCAGGUUUUAUCUGAUCCUUUUUUAAGGCGGCUUAUUGUUAGAUUCAUAUUCUGUCGAGCUGUGCUCUCUGCCUUCUGUCCUCGAGAAGGAAGCGAUCAAUAUCUGCCUGUUUGCCUACCACAACUUCCUAAUUCUCUCUCUCCCAAUUCUGAUGCUGUGCAGUCUUCGGUCAUCCAGCUUGCAGAUCAUCUGAAAGUUACCGACUGCUUUCACUUCGACAACACGUAAAUAGGACCAUAAGUUGAUGAAGUCUGUAAUAUAACAUUGUGGUUUUCUGAUAGGAAGUUUCAUUCAAUCUAAGAUUUUAUGAUACAGAGGCUCCUGAAAUUUCACCACCAGUUGGCCUGUCUGGGUACUCAAAAAGGUAUACAUCAUUGCUAAGUGGGGCUUGAGCCAGGCAUUGUCGAGGGUAUUUGAUCGAGCAUCCUUGCUUCAGCUUCUUUAAUUGCAUGUGCACGCCUCCCUGGUUUAACCAUCCGUGUGCCGAUACUGGUUUGUGUUUGAACAUAGCUGGGUAGAGUCUUGAGGAGCCCAUUGAUGCUUAAGGUAAUUGCUGUCAUGCAUGCUAGAGCCUUUUUCGUUAGUUCUCUUUUUUAUUUUUUUGGUCCCUUCUUUUUUUUUUGGACAACUUUGUAAAAGAAAAAUGAGAUAGGCUAGUGGGAUUAAUUGUUUUUUUCUUCCUCCCUUUGAAAAGUUUGAUUUACGUGUAUUCUUUACAAUUAAUGAAAUCAAAUCUAAACAUACUAAUAUUAUUAGUUUUA
This is a messenger RNA of Durio zibethinus, 2884 nucleotides long. RefSeq lists its product as uncharacterized. Gene Ontology annotation, molecular function: transcription corepressor activity. The record is from RefSeq and is a predicted model, not a curated record. Gene Ontology annotation, biological process: DNA-templated transcription. NCBI's taxonomy places the organism in Eukaryota, Viridiplantae, Streptophyta, Magnoliopsida, Malvales, Malvaceae.